Sporothrix schenckii 1099-18 is the source of this 4884-nucleotide messenger RNA. RefSeq lists its product as uncharacterized. The record is from RefSeq and is a predicted model, not a curated record. The transcript has a single exon. Bases 1 to 4884 code for a protein of 1627 amino acids. Lineage: Eukaryota; Fungi; Ascomycota; Sordariomycetes; Ophiostomatales; Ophiostomataceae.
AUGCCGUCGCGCGACAGCUUCAGCAUCCGGAAGCUGUUCUCGUCGCCUCGCCGGCUGUCUCUCAUUGCCGACGAGGUAGCCGCGUCGCCGACGUUCGACCGCGUCCGCAGCAAGCGACGCAGCGACUCCAGUAGCAGCAGUGGCACUAGCAACGAGAAUCGGAUCAUCACCCACAGCCGCGGCAGCUCCGGCAGCUCUGGCAGCAGCAACAGCACCAUCUUCCACCCAGACAGCAGUAUCAGCAUCACGACACCGCAGGCCGAGCGUGGUCUCACCGACAAUGUCGACCACGAACUGAGCCAAGAGGAGAUUGACCGCAUCAAGGCGGUCGUGGCCGCGGCGGCAGCAGCAGCCGCCCGCAGUCUCCGUUUGCGCAUGGACGCAGACAGCGAGGCAGCCCAGUCCAUUCGAACGAUUCAGACCAUCAAGACGAUUGAAACUGCUGUGCUCGACCGCAUGGGAGUCGACUGUCGCGACAAAACAAACGCAACAUCAACAUCGACAAACAAAAACACAGCGCGGUCCGAGUGCACAGAGAGCGCAGUCACUGCACGCCUGGGUCAGAGCUCAGAUCCAGCGAGCACAAACGAACCGCCGCCGGUUCCUCGCAAGAAAAAUCGUCCGAUUCCUCCAGCCAUUGUCGUGCCGCCACGGAGCAACACGCCCAGAACGGCGACCGGCGUCCGGGUGACCCGGCGGGAAAAGCGCGUGCUCGCACCCGAUACACACGACAAGGCCGGUGGCGACAAACACAGCAACACAGAGAGAAUCGUAAAGACGGAGAGAGUUGACAAAGGAGACAAAAGCGAUCGAAAUGGCGGCCGAAACAACGACGUUGACAAAAGAAGAAAGAGCCAGCACCGCCGCGUGGACAGCCAAGGGAGACGAGGGAGCCUUGGGGCCAAAAGCGGCAAGAGCCAACAGCACUUGCACGACAGCCUGUCCCAACAAAGAAAAUCCAGCAGGAGCGGCAAAGGGGCACAAAAACAAAAACAACACGAGGCAGUCGCAGCCCCGCCCACAGGGCAGGCGCAGCUGGCUGCCGGAAACAGCAAAGGCCAAAUCCAGCCAGAAAGCGACAAGCGCCACACCCAGCCAAAACACAGCCAAGCUGCACACAUCACGCAAACAACAGCAAAGAAGCAACCGGACAAACAGUCGCACCUGGACAAAGAUGGCAAAGGGGACAAACAAAAGAAGGCUGGUGCGGAUGUGGGCGGCGCUGCCUGGCGCCAUGGCCAGCAUCGCAAUGCACAGCCGGCCUCGUCUGUCUCUUCCACUUCGACCGUCAAAGCAUCAUCGUCACGGCCAAACGUGCACCCUCUGACUCUCGAUACCACCGUCUCUCUCGCCUCGACUGUCCCGUCUCGAACUUCUCUGUCCGCUCAUGCACCCAAUCUCUUGACCAAGGCACUCCCGCCUCCACCGCCGCCUCGUGUAUCCUCGUUCGUUGCAAGUCACAGCUCAUGGAAGCCAAAGACUGAAAACGCAUCAUCGUCGUCAUCAGCAGCUUCACCGGACAAGACUGUUGUCGUUUCGACAAAAUCAGACGCUGUCGCUCAUCCUCUUUACCGUGGCCGGUCCGGCGACAUAGACUGCAAAAAGGACAGCGGAAUUGCACUCGACCGCAGUCAGACCAAUCUAGUUGGCAGCUCAAACGAUAAUACCUCCGCCUCCUCCGACAACAACAACGUCAACUCCGACUCCGACUCUGACUACGGCUCCGACGCUGGCUCGUGUAUUGAUCUGCUGCAGGCGCUUUCCAUCCCGCCUGAAGAGGCCGCCCUCUUGCGUCGCCCACCAGCGACCGAGUCGUCUACGCAGUCUGCCAGCAUGCAACUGUCGUCGUCCCGGCUGGCCAUCGACAGCGACACCAAUGUCAGUGCCGAUGCCAGCGCCACGACCGAUUCUCCCGUUGUGCGCAAUGUGUGCACAACACCCACAUUCACCCAGCCGCGCAUGGCACCAACACCUUCGCCCCCGGCUGUCCCGUCCAUCGUCCCAUCCGAGGCCACAAUCUCGCGUCGCAUGAUGAGCACAUCACCGUCGCCAACACCACGGCCUUCGCUGACAGGCGGGGAAUCAAGGACGUCUGGAGCCUCUAGUGCUUUACCCGCCUCUACAUCGCCGUCCUCGCCAAAGCGACAGACGCGCUUCUUGCCUCUGCGGUUGAACAAGGGCCUGCCCGACGCUGCCCUGCGCAUCAAGCGGAAACGCUCCAAAGACGCCGCCGUCAAACGUGAUCGGGCAGCUGCUGCAUCUUCUGCCGCUGUUUCUGGUACUUCGACGUCCAACAAAAGCGGGCAGCCAUUCGUAGAUGGCAAAAGCCAAAUGGACGUUGAUGGCGACGGCACAAGCAACAGCAAGGGCAGCAAGAACAGUAAGAACAGCACAAAUAACAAUGCCAACACCACCAGCACCAAUAGUGGUGGCAGCGGCGGUAGUGGUAGUUCUCGCUGGACACUGCCGGACAAUGUCACAGAACUUUUCAAUGGGCGCCUGUUCAGUCGUAUGGAAGUCACCGAGACGCUCCCCUUUGAGAAACUGCAAGCUAUCCGUGCGAGCCGAGCCCUGGCCCAGAAGCAGCAGGUCGAGGCCGACGAAAAGAAAAAGGCAAAGCAGAUGCAGGAGGCGCAGGACGAAAAAGAGCGGCGGGCAACUCAAAAUGAAAAACAGCAGCAAGAACUGGCCGAUGCCGAGCGAGCGCUCAUCAAGGAGCUGCAGCGGCCACACCCUCAGGCUCAGUCUCGGUCUCAGUCCCAGUCUCAGUCUCAGUCUCAGGCGCCGUGUGACUCUGCCGACACAACCACGGCCGGCCCGCUCGAGACAUUGCUGGAGUGCGAGGAAGAAGAGCUCCAGGUGAGCCCCCUCGAGCCAGACGACAUGCCAGUUGAUGCACAUGGCAACCCCAUCGAACCAACUGUCUUCAUGCCCGUGUCACCGCCGACCGAGUCCUACCCUUCAAAGUCUCUUCCAAUGCCCCCGCACAUUGCUACACAGAUGGUGUGGCGAGGUGGUGAGGGCCAUGCUGACGGAGAAGAACAUGAAGACGGCGAUAAAGACGAAGAGAAGACUCCUCGGGUGGCCGAGCCAAGCCACUUGACUGUGGUCCGUGAUAAGACCGACGACGGCAACACCAAGACUAGAACCGUGUACCUGAGUGCAUCUCGCGACGAACCCGAUGGCAGCACCACACCCAUUGAGCCGUUCCACAUGGAAGAUCUGCCGAGCCGCAUUGGCGCCGCCGGCGUCCGCGAGUCCAUCCUGCUUCCCGUCGAGGAGGAAGAAGCCUACUUCGCCUCGUCCGUGGCUCAGCACAAAGAACGUCGGAGGCGAGAAAGAGAAGCGCAGGAAAGCAAGGAAAAGGAGGCUGCAGCCAAAACCAUUGAGUCAGAGUCCGAGUCUGAUUUGCUUGAGGAGGUUUCCGACGUCGUGCCCAAGCCACCCAAGUCGCCUCUCGACGAAAUUGGACCCUUUCCCUCGCCACCGACAAAGAACCCGAUGCGGUUUCAGAGCUUCAUCAGGAAGGUGGCACAGACUCCCAAGCCUGACGCUGCUUCGCUGCCGUUGCUGAACCAGCCGCCGCCAACACAGCCUAUUCCGCAAGUGACCGUGACCGACGUAGACCGCCAGAGGCGUCGGCGUCGUGCACACCGGUCCACAUCGCACAAGUCCUUGGCCAAAACGCCCAAAUCGUCCUUUUUCCUGUCGUCCCCUACCUCGCUCGUUCCUCCUUUGUCGUCAUCUUCACUAUCCACCUCGUCGUCAGCAACAUCCAUGACAGCCGUUGCGGGUGCUGCCGCAUCGACCAUACCCCAGCACCGCGACGACACAACCUAUGUUUACUUGUCGGCCACGCCCUUCUCGCUCGUCAUGCCCACCUACCGCCAUGGUCCCGUCCGCUUAAAUCGUUUAGAUCUUCUCGACGUGCGUUCAGACAGCCGCAGCUCGUACGACCGCAACUUACAUCUUCACCGCCAUCACCACCCCAACAUUGCCACCGUCGAGGAAACUUUGGACUGGACCGCCUUUCAGAUGGCCAUAUUGGGUGGUGCGGGUGAGUAUUGCAACGAAAGUAUUGAUUACGGCCAAAUAUCAGCAGCCGCGGCCGACGAGGCGGACCGGCUGGCCGACUGGUUCUGGUCGCUCGACAUUCCCGCCGAAAGGCUCCUGACAAAUGCCGAAGAGGACACGGAGUGGGUUCGUCCUGUUGCACCACCAUCUGAAGUAGCGACAGCACCUGCCACGAUGACCCAAGACACCCAGCGUCAUAAGCCUGGGUCGCAGUGGCCAUCCAUCAGGUGCGUCGCUGCUGGCGUUGCAGGCAACACCAAAACGAACGUCCGUGGCCUUACACACAGCCGCACUGCAACCGACACAAGUAUUGGUACGACAACAUCGGUAUACAGCAGUUGCGGUAGCAGCAUCAACAGAGAUGUCGCGGUGGUCGCCAGUGUAUCUAGCAGCACCGUCAACACAGUCGACUCGGGCCUCACUGCGCAGACGGCCAACCAGGCCCUGCCGUUCCCCAUGAGCCGAAACAACAGUACGGACGACGGCGCAUACGCAAUGAGCCGCAAUAGCAGCACGGCUCGACACAACCCUGCAGUCCAUAUUGACGACGACAUCACACCUACUCAGCCGCGAACCAUCCACAACCUCCACCCCAUGCACGCCGUCCAGGACAUCCGCGCCAGUUAUGCGAGCGUCGCCAGCUACGAGAGCAUGCCGCAGAGCCCCAUGGCCGACCUUAUCAUGACGCGCGGUGCCAACGGCAAAGAGUACGUGGCACCCAUGGGCUACAACCUGAGCCACGACUUGGGUGACUACCUGCAGUGGGAGAAGGACAACGUCUACGCCAUGGCUCUAGACGAGCCGAGAUAA